Messenger RNA from Funneliformis geosporum, 1752 nucleotides. The record is from the annotation of a GenBank genome assembly. Lineage: Eukaryota; Fungi; Glomeromycota; Glomeromycetes; Glomerales; Glomeraceae.
AUGGAUCAAUACACGCAACAACAAGCUAUAUCACAACGCCGUACUACAUUGGCAAAUUCCGAGAACUUAAACUCUAAUAUGGGUCUUGUCUCCGGCUUACGUCAACCAAUGUCUGUGAUGCGUCAACGAUCAUCACGACUUUCUGCAAGAGUUGGCCAGUCAGUUUCUCGACGUUCUUCAAAAGCUAAACCAGAAAACGUUGGUUCUAUGGGAUUUGGACGUCCUGGACGAAUGACAAGUUUAGCAAAUCGACCAAAUUCUAUUAACAUUGUUUCACAAGAAAGAAAUGAUGUUGUUCGGCAAAAAGAUCCCCGUCCUUUACGUGAUAAAACAUAUCAAAGUCAAUCGAUAAAUUUGAUUAUCAAUCAUCUUCGACAAUCAAAUUAUCAGUCUCCAAUAGAACAAAGGAACUUGAUUAAUCCGACGGCAAAAGAUUUUCUUAAUAUUUUCAAAUUUUUAUAUAAGGAUCUGGAACCCAUUAAAGAUAUUGUUAGAUUAGAAGAUAUUGCAGGAGCCUUGAAAACUAUAAGAUAUCCUUUCGUUCAUGAUAUAUCAAAAUCUUCUUUGCAAGCUGUUGGAAAUCAACAAACUUGGCCAUUACUUCUUGAAAUUGAACAGCAUGAGAUGACUUUAGAAAGUGCAUUUUUCAGUUACCUUUCGAGUGCGUAUGAAUUAUUUCUUAAUGGAGUUGAUGAAUUUCCCGAGCAGGAGGAAGAAUUGGCAGUUAAUUUUGAUUAUUUGUGUGAAAAUCUCAUCAAACAUAGUGAAGAGCUUCAAAAAAAUGUAGAUGAGUUAGAAGGUGAAUUAGGUCGAAUGAAUGAAACGAAGGAUCCUUUAAUGGAAGUAAGAAACGAAAAUCAAACAUUGCGAUCAGAUGCGGACAAAUUCAAUAAUUAUACAAAGCAUUUGGAGGAUAAGAUAAAAAAACUAAAUGAUGCGAUUAGAAAAUUGGAAGAACAACAUAAAGACACCGAGAAGCAGCUAACUGAAACCGAAAGUGAAAAGGAAACAAUACAGAUACAAGUUAAUAACCAAUCAAUAUCUCCUGAUGAUGUUGAAAGGAUGCAUAAGGAGAGUGAACAGAUAGCCAAUACUCGUAACUCUAUCGCUGCGAAAAUGAAAGAGAGAAAUAAAUUAAAAUGGGAGAAAGGAUUAGAAUUUGAAAAGGAAGUUGCCGAAGUCGAAAAUUUAAUUCAAUACUAUAACACAAACCUUUAUCGUAUUGCUAAAUACACAAAAGACGAUAAUUAUGAACUAUCGGUUGAUGUCAAUGCAGAAAUUCGACAACAAAUCAUUAACGAACUUUAUAUAACUCAAGAACAAAUAACUCGAGCUACUGAAGAUUUACAAAGUCUUUGUGACGACAUUGGGGAUAAAGAGUCAUACUUGCAUAAUCUGGAGGAAAGUGAAAGUACACUUUCGAAACAAUUCGAAGAAUCGAAGUUAACUGAUCAGAGUGAAACUGAUAAAUUGAUAAAAAGAAUAGCUACUUAUGAUCAAAGGGUAAAACAAUUUAGAACUGAAAGCAAUUCUAAAUAUAUUGAAUGGAAACAUAAACGACAAGAAACGCAGAUUCAAUAUGAUCAUGUUUCUCGAGAACAUAAUAAUGCACGUGAAGCCAUGAUUAAUGAAUUUAAUCAAAUAAAAAAUGAGCAACUUCGAAGGUUAGAAAUUAUUUCAGCAGCCAUUUCAAGUUUACAAAAAACAUCUAGAGAAAACUUGAAUGACUUUUUAAUGAUCAAUGAUAACUAA